Messenger RNA from Candidula unifasciata, 2268 nucleotides. The record is from the annotation of a GenBank genome assembly. Lineage: Eukaryota; Metazoa; Mollusca; Gastropoda; Stylommatophora; Geomitridae.
AUGGCUAAUGCCAAGUUCAACUAUGGCUUUGAGUACCUUGGAGUCCAGGACAAACUUGUGCAGACUCCUCUCACAGACAGGUGCUAUCUGACCAUGACCCAGGCAUUAGAGGCAAGGCUGGGAGGAUCACCAUUUGGUCCUGCUGGAACAGGAAAGACAGAGUCUGUCAAGGCUUUAGGCAACCAGCUAGGCCGUUUUGUUCUUGUCUUCAACUGUGAUGAAACCUUUGAUUUCCAGGCUAUGGGACGUAUCUUUGUGGGUCUGUGCCAAGUUGGUGCCUGGGGCUGCUUUGAUGAGUUCAACCGACUGGAAGAACGCAUGCUGUCGGCCGUGUCUCAGCAGAUUCAGACCAUACAAGAAGCCCUGAAGGAUCUGGCUAGCCCAGACAAGAAAGAUAAAGGAAGUGGACCCAUCCUGGUGGAACUCAUUGGGAAACAAGUGAAAGUGAACCCUGACAUGGCUAUCUUCAUUACCAUGAACCCUGGCUACGCUGGCCGCUCAAACCUGCCAGAUAAUCUGAAGAAACUGUUCCGUUCUUUGGCCAUGACCCAGCCGGAUCGCCAGCUGAUUGCACAAGUCAUGCUGUACUCACAAGGCUUCAGGCAGGCUGAGAAACUGGCCAGUAAAAUUGUUCCAUUCUUCAAGCUAUGUGAUGAACAGCUGUCACCACAGUCUCACUAUGAUUUUGGCUUGAGAGCUCUCAAGAGUGUGCUGGUCAGUGCUGGCAAUGUUAAGAGAGACCGCAUUCAGAUGGUCAAGCAAGGCAUGGUCGAGAGAGGAGAAACCAUGGAUGAAUCAUCCAUUGCUGAAAAUGUGUCAGAGCAAGAGAUUCUCAUUCAGAGUGUGAUGGAAACAAUGGUUCCCAAACUGGUGGCUGAGGACAUCCCUUUGUUGCACAGCCUGCUGAGUGAUGUGUUCCCAGGUGUGGAAUACACUGCGGCUGAAAUGACAGCUCUCCGCAAACAGAUCAGGAAAGUCUGUGAGGAGCUCAACCUGGUCUAUGGCGAAGGUGAUGAGAUGGGAGCUCAGUGGGUUGAAAAGGUGCUUCAGUUGCACCAGAUCACACUGCUGCAUCAUGGUCUAAUGAUGGUGGGGCCCAGUGGCAGUGGCAAGUCCAAGGCCUGGCAGGUGCUGCUCAAAGCUCUUGAGAGGCUGGAAGGAGUCGAAGGAGUAGCUCAUGUCAUUGAUCCAAAGUCAAUAUCCAAAGAAGCCCUGUAUGGUAACAUGGAUCCCAACACAAGAGAAUGGACUGAUGGUCUCUUUACCCAUGUCCUGAGAAAGAUCAUAGAUAAUGUGAGAGGUGAACUGGGAAAACGCCAGUGGAUCAUCUUUGAUGGUGAUGUGGACCCUGAGUGGGUAGAGAACUUGAACUCUGUCCUGGAUGAUAACAAGCUGCUCACCUUGCCAAAUGGAGAACGUCUGGGCAUACCACCCAAUGUGCGCAUCAUGUUUGAGGUGCAGGACCUCAAAUAUGCAACACUUGCCACAGUGAGUCGUUGUGGUAUGGUGUGGUUCAGUGAGGAUGUGCUGUCUACAGAGAUGGUGUUUGAGAACUACCUGCAGCAGCUGCGCAGCAUCCCCCUGGAGGAGAGUGAAGAAGAUGUCAGACACAGCAGGACUUCUGGAGAAUCCAAGGAAGAAGAGGUUUCCCCAACUCUCCAGAUCCAAAGAGAUGUGGUCAACAUACUCAGCCCUUAUUUCACACUGGAUGGACUUGUCAACCGCUGUCUGGAACAUGCUGAAACACUGGACCACAUAAUGGACUUCACAAGACUCAGGGCUCUCACCUCACUGUUCUCAAUGCUGAACCAAGGCAUUCGCAACAUUCUCAACUACAAUCACGCUCAUGAUUUUUCAAUGCAGCAAGACCAGAUGGAGCGCUACAUGACCAAGUACCUGGUCUACAGUGUUCUGUGGUCCAUGUCCGGAGACAGCCGCAUCAAGAUCAGACAGGAGCUCGGGGAUUUCAUCCGAAGCAUCACCACAAUACCCCUGCCUCCGCUGCAAUCAAAUGCCCUGAUCAUUGAUUAUGAGGUGUCCACGUCUGGAGAGUGGGCUGCCUGGCAGUCAAAAGUACCUCAGGUUGAAGUUGAGACCCACAAGGUGGCGGCCCCAGAUGUGGUCAUCCCAACCAUUGACACAGUUCGGCACGAGAGUCUCCUGUACACCUGGCUAGCAGAGCACAAGCCGCUGGUUCUCUGUGGGCCUCCAGGCUCUGGCAAGACAAUGACUCUUUUCAGUGCUCUUAGAGCUCUUCCCGAUAUGGAG